AUGACUUCGCAUAUAUGGGCUAUUCUGAAUAAUCGUGAGUCCUUGUGGGUUAAGUGGGUUUAUGAUUAUAAGCUUAAAGGCCGUAGUUUCUGGGAUAUCCCUUUACAUUCUGGGGUUAGCUGGGGGUGGCGUAAACUUCUACAACUACGCCCUAAUAUACGUCCCCAUAUUCGAUCACAAAUUGGUAAUGGUAUGGAUACAUCUAUAUGGUUUGAUAGCUGGUGCCCGUCUAGCCCAACUAUUCAACAUGUAACUCCUAGAGCAAUUGCUAGCACAGGUUUCUCUAUGCAAAAUACUGUAGCAGAUCUGUACGAGAAUGGUGAGUGGAAGUUUCCUGUUGCUUGGUAUGACUUAUUUCCGGUACUCAUCAGCCUUCCUUCUUUACACUUACAGGAUAGGUCUGAUUCAUUAUUAUGGCGUGACCAUCUCGAUCGUGACAUGAAUUAUUCAUCUACUAAUGUUUGGGAUACUAUUCGUCAUAAGGGUAAUGUAGUUACGUGGGUGAAUUUGGUCUGGUUUCCUCAAUGCAUUCCAAGGCAUGCUUUUCAUUUGUGGCUGGUCAUGCGCAAAAAACUCAAAACUCAGGAUAGAAUGAAGUAUUGGGAUGCAGGAAGUGAAACAAAUUUGCGUUUGAUGUGUUGUUCUUUUUGUCAACGAGGGUUGGAUUCUCACUCACAUUUGUUCUUUGAAUGUGAAUUUUCUUCAUUAGUUUGGAAUGAAGUAAAGUCGCUUGCUGAUCUUCAACACCUCCCGAAUCAAUGGGAGGCUAUUGUUUCAUGGAUGAUUGCGCAACAGCAGCAAAAUACAGCACAAAUUAUUAUUGCUAAACUAGUGCUAGCUGCGGUGUCUUAUUUUGUUUGGCAGGAACGUAAUAAUCGAUUGUUUUCUACUAAAAAACGUUCUGCCAUGGCACUUGUGGAGGUGAUUAAGUAUACGGUGAGGUUAAAGCUUCUUUCUAUGCGUUUCAAGAAUACAAAUCGGGUGCAACACUUGCUUGAGAAAUGGAAGUUACCAAGAAGGCUGACUUUUGAUAAUGGCUAA
Messenger RNA from Erigeron canadensis, 1041 nucleotides. RefSeq lists its product as uncharacterized. The transcript has a single exon. Lineage: Eukaryota; Viridiplantae; Streptophyta; Magnoliopsida; Asterales; Asteraceae. Bases 1 to 1041 code for a protein of 346 amino acids. The record is from RefSeq and is a predicted model, not a curated record.